AUGGCGACCCUCGAACGCCUUGGCGUUCAGGGCAUUCGCUGCUUUGCGCCAGAUCACUUGGAGGUGAUUGCUUUUGAGAAGCCGCUCACCGUCAUCGUCGGCCACAACGGAGCAGGCAAGACUACGGUUGUUGAGUGCCUGAAGUUCGCGACGACGGGGGAGUUGCCGCCUUGCGUGGAUCGCGGCCGCGGCUGGGUCUUCGACCCUCGCCUGCUUGACGCUGCAGAAGUCAAGGCCCAAGUUCGUUUGAGAAUUCACACGAAAGGGGGAAAAGAACUGACAGUCGUUCGAUCCAUGCAGCUCUCGCAGACCGUAGACCGCAAAGGAAAAACCAAAGCCACAUUCAAACAACUGGAGCCUUAUCUCCAGCUGAAGGACUCGGCGACGGGACAGAAAGCUUCGAUCGGCAACAAGUGCGCGGACAUCGAUUUGCAGUUGCCCGGACUUCUCGGCAUCCACCGCGCGGUGUUGGAGCAUGUGGUAUUCUGCCACCAAGAAGAAAGUUGCUGGCCGUUGUCGGACAUGCAAGUUCUGAAGAAGAAAUUCGACCAACUCUUUGGAGCGACGCGCUACGUCAAGGCUCUCGAGAGCAUUCGCGCCAUCCGAAAACAACAUGUCUCUGCGGCGAAAGAUCGACAGCACGACUUGCAGUUGGUCGCGGCGCACCGACGACAGGCGCGGCUUCUGCUCCGUCAGCUGGAGGAGGCGCGGGCGCUGGAGACUGAGGAGGAAGAGCAACUGAGGCUGACGAAGGCGGCUCUGGAGACGCAUGCGUCGCUGCUUCGGUCAGGAGAAGAAGCGAAAGAGCAGGAAGACGAAAUAAAAAGAAACUUGCAAGUAGCUUCGCAGCUGGUGCAGCGACUUGCAGCGGAACUUGCGGACCAGCAGGAGAGGCAGGAGCGAGAGAGGAGAGAAGAGAAGGAACGAGAGCGCCAGAGAAGACGAACUGCUCGCAUUCGUUUAGCAGAGCGGAGAAGACAAGAAAUCGAGAGAGUCGAGGACUCGAUUUCGAGGCGAGAGCAAGAGCGAGACGAAGCAGAACGCGCGCGACAGGCUGAGGAAGAUGAAGAGCGUGUGUGGCAGAAGGAAGAGGAGGAAGAAGAAAAAUUCCGAGUCGCAGUGGAACAGGAAAGCUACAGGGAACUCGUCGAGUUAGCCAAGGAUAUCGAACAGCAAUUCGCUGCGAAGAAAGACCGACUAGCGGCGUUGGAGGGAGAACUGCAGGCGAGAGAGAACGAGAGUUCUGCCCUAACGGAGCGUCUGCAUGCAGAGCAGGACAGAACGGCCGAAGCCAUUCGCGCAGAAGAGCGGCGAAACGGCGCUGCGAAAGAGCGAAGACGAAUCCUGGAAAAACUGUUCAAAGUUUUGAGAGCCGACUGUCACCCUCAGGAACAUGACGACGAAGAGGAGGAGACGUUUCAGCGUUUCGCUUCUCGGUCAGAUCGAGAGAUCUUGGAAGACGUCGAAACGCAAAUGAUGAAACUGCAGAACGAAAAGGAGGUGCAGGGGCGAGACGCGAUGCGAGUCACUGAGGUCCUGAAACUGGAGGCUCGCCAGCUGCAGCGCUGGCGCGAGGAGCUCGCGAGUCUCCAAGAUCGAAAGGCGCGGCGUCGAAAAAAGGAAGAACUGGAGAGAGACAUCCGCGGUGUCGCGGAAGAAGAGGAACGUCAGCGCCGCGAGGAAGAGGCAGGCAGCCAGACUUGUGCAGCGAAGAUCAGCGAGAUGGAAGCGGCGCUAAAACGAGCUGACGAAGACCUGCAGAAGCUCCGCGGACGGCGCAGGCUGCUGGAGCGUCGGCGGCGCGUUGCCGAGGAGCAGAAAGAGCGACAGAUGCAGUUGCAGCUGGCCAGGCAGCGCAUACACGACUUGGAGAAGGAGAUCACGGAGAAGGAAGCAAAGUUCCUUCAGGAUUUUCAAGAGGUCAGAGACGACCUCGAGACAGAAGACAGUCCUUUGCUGCACUUCGGAGGCACCUUUGAGGAGGCAGCGACUCUGGUGGCGUCUGCGGCAUCUCGCAAGGAAGCGGAGAAGGCGCGCGAGCACCACCGGACUGUCUCCGCGUCGCUGAACAGCUGCAGAGGCCAAGCGGAACUCGGGGCUUCGUCUCUGCGUGCGUUGCUUCUCCCUUUUUGCCAUAACCUCCUUCGCGCGGCGUCCUUCUCGUCACAGUCGUUCUCUGCUCAGUCUUCGUCUCCUGCCAGUUCCCCUCCAGAUUCGUCUCCGUCGCCUGCGGCUCCUGUCGCUUCUGCCUCUGGUCGCCAAGGAGACGCGAGCGAGGAGCGCCCCGCGCGGAGCUCCGCUUGGCCACCCCACCUUGGUCUCCUUUUGAAGGAGACCGUUCGGAGGGAACGCGAGUGGGGACGCGAUCCGUCGCGUCGCCUCGUUCCGUCGGCGUCCACGUCUUCUUCUCUCUCUCCUUCUUCUGCGUCUGCUGUCUCUUCGUCUGGAUCGGGGGAUGUGCGUCCGGAGGAAGACGCUCUCUGUGCAGACGCUCGCGCGCUUCUGGAGAUCUACGAGGAAGGGAGGCGAAGCAGAGCCGAGGCCGACGUUGCGCGCGAAGAUGACACGCUGAAGAGAGAGGCCGGGCACUGGGCGGCUCUCUACGCCAUCUCGGAAGCUGGCGGCACCAACCGCCUGGACUGCUUAGUGCCUCACGGCUGGCUCCGCCAGCUCGCGAAGGAGAGCGAAGAAGCGUCUGCAUGCGCUCUGUGCAGACGGGUGUUCCUCACGCGAGACGAGUUGGAGAAAACGAUGAACGAAAUCGAGCAACGCCUGCAGGCGCUGCCGCAACAAGUUCGCGACGCCGAGACGCGCCAAAGGGAAAUCCAGAAACAGCUCGACGCCUUGCAAGAAGAGCGGCUUUUGAUGGCGACGCUGGCGAAGCAGAAAGAGGAAAUCGCUCAGAAAACGACUUUUCUUCAGACCCUGCGCCAGAAUCUACACCACCUGAAAGGCCAAGUUCAGGCCGCCGCGCGGCGCGCCGAAGAGGCCGAGCGCAGGGAGGAGAAGAUCAAAAAGCUUGUUGAUGCCUCAGAGAGCCUUCGCGAGGUGAAGACUGUCGGCAGACAGAAAGCAAGAGGAGAGCUGGAGAUGAAGGAGGCGCAGCUGCGUGCGGCGGUUGCCGCGGCCGCUGGCGACGCGGGUUUCGAGGCCAUAGACGAGACAGGCAGUCCGUUGGAUUUGCAGAGCAUCACGAAGGAGUUUGAGGCAUGCGAUGAGGAACAGUCAAAGCUCUACACCCUCCGCGACGCUACGCAGGCGCGUUUGAACGAGGCUGUUCGUCAGCGCUUCGUCCAGCAGCAGCGGAAAGAGGAGCUGAGGAGGCGACGGGAGGAUCUGCGGCGCGAAGAAGAAGAACUGGAGAGUCUCGAGCAUCAAAUCUCCAAAACGGUCGACGCCAUGCAGGCCAAAGAACGCGAGCUGCCGACGCAGAGACGCGAGCUGGCCAGCCUCGAGCGGCGUUUGCAGGAAAAAAACGAACAACUCCGGAGGGAAGAGCAGCGGCGCGGAGACACCCUCCGCGCUGUGGACGCUUCUGUCGAAGAACUCAGCGAACAGCAGCACCGACUCGGCGAGGCGACGCAUGCAGUUCGGCAAGCGGAGGCGGCUCUGCGAGAAAUCCGGGAGAAAAAGUCGACGCUGGCUGCAGAGCUCGGCCGUUUGCAGGCGAAGCGGGAGGAAGUGAAUGCCGACAUUUCGCGCAUGAAGAAGGCGAACGAAGAGCAGCAGAAAGCUUGCGCGCGGGGCCAGAGAUUCCUCACAAUCGUGAAAAACAAGGUUGCGCUCCUCCACAGAGAAAACGAACUCGAGCAGGAGAAGAAGAAGAUCGACGCCCUCGCCCAGCAACUGCGAGACGGCCGCAGGCGACGCUUCACAGGUGCCAGCGGCCGAGACGGAGAAGACGAAGAGCGAGAAGAAGGAACAGAGGACGGAGAAGAAGGCGGUGGUCUGGAGCGUGAGCUGAGAGAGUUGAGGAGGAAGUGUGAGGCAGAGAAGGAGAAGAAAGCUCGACUGGAGGGGAGUUUGGUGACACGGCGAGAACGCGUUAAAGAGAUCGAGAAGGAACUCGCAGGGUCUGCCGUUUACAACGAUGUGGAGGAAAAGUACAGAAGCGCUCUUGUGGACGCAGAAAUCGAGGCGAUGGCCGCGAAGGAUCUGGAUCGCUAUCACCGCGCUCUGGACAAGGCCUUGAUGAAGUAUCACUCCAUGAAGAUGCAGGAAAUCAAUGCAACGAUGAAGGAAUUGUGGCAAACAAUGUACACAGGGCACGACAUUGAUUUUAUCGCAAUUCGAUCCGACACCGAAGAGCAGACGGCUGGAGCGCCCGCCUCUCUUUUCGGCAACGCCUCUUCUUCCGCCUCUGCACCAGCUGCUGGGCAGCGCUCCUACAACUACAGAGUGGUGAUGGUCAAGGGAGGCGUCGAGCUGGACAUGCGUGGACGCUGUUCAGCAGGGCAGAAGAUCCUCGCCUCGCUGAUUAUUCGACUGGCUCUCGCCGAAACGUUCUGCGUCCACUGUGGAGUCCUUGCCCUCGACGAACCGACAACGAAUCUGGAUCGAUUCAACUGCGAAAGCUUGGCGAAGGCGCUGGCUGCGCUGGUCGAGGCGCGAAGGACGAGCGCCAGCUUUCAGUUGAUUCUGAUCACGCACGAUGAGCAAUUUGUGAUGAAACUUGCGAGACACGGUCUCUGCGACAAGUUCUACAAAAUCACAAAGGCCCUGAGCGGCGAUUCGCGCAUUACUUGUUGCGAUAUUCAAGGUUUCUGAGUGUGCCGGAUCUUCUGAGAGUUUUCCGAAUUUUCCGCGAGUUUCUCCUUUACUGCUUUGCAACGUUUUCCAAGACUCAGGAUCAGCGCUUUCAGUCACUGAGAUUGCCUCCUCCCUGCAGGUCGUGAGACCUGAACUCUGUUGCCUUUGCAGCUCCGCAUGCAGCUGAAAUGAAGCAGGUCUG
Messenger RNA from Toxoplasma gondii ME49, 4951 nucleotides. Its product is annotated as RecF/RecN/SMC N terminal domain-containing protein. Gene Ontology annotation, biological process: telomere maintenance via recombination; telomere maintenance via telomerase; double-strand break repair. NCBI's taxonomy places the organism in Eukaryota, Apicomplexa, Conoidasida, Eucoccidiorida, Sarcocystidae. The transcript is spliced from 20 exons. The record is from RefSeq and is a predicted model, not a curated record. Bases 1 to 4767 code for a protein of 1588 amino acids. Gene Ontology annotation, molecular function: double-stranded telomeric DNA binding; single-stranded telomeric DNA binding; G-quadruplex DNA binding. Gene Ontology annotation, cellular component: condensed nuclear chromosome; Mre11 complex.